GAGCACUUAGUUGAUUUAAAGUAUAUUCAGUGCUUUUCAAUGACAUGAAUGCAGUAAAUUAGCUACAAAACAUCUUUUUUUCACCAGUGAUGUUUUUAAAGGAAAAAAGUCCUAAGAACCGAGUGAUGGUGCAUUUUGCAGGAGAGGAAGGCAUUGAUAAUGGAGCUAUGGCAAAGGAAUAUUUUACAAAUAUCAUGGACGAAAUUGGAAAGAAUGUUUUUCCAGAUGGAAGCCCCCAAAAUUCAAUGCUCAGUGUCCACAACGGUACAUUUUAUUCAUGUGGGCAAAUUGUUGCAACUAGCAUCGCCCAAGGAGGUCCUCCGCCAUGUUUCCUAGAGGAUUGUGUUUAUGAUAUGCUUGUUCUAGGAAGUUUCAACAUGAAUGCACUUAUUCCUGAAAAACAUUUAACGUCUCAUGAGCAAACACUGAUAAAAAGCAUCAAAGAUAACCCGACUUUGAUGCAAGAUGUCAUUUUGGAGCACGAGUACACUGGCAAGAUCGAUAAAGAGCAUGUUGAUGAUAUCAUUGGUACUGUUAUGGUUAGCAUCGUCAGCAAACGUCUCCUCUAUCUAAACAAGUUUCGUAGAGGUUUGGAUCUCUAUGGAUUUUCGGCCUUAUUGCAGGCUGAGCGUGAUUUGUGCAAGCAGCUUUUUGUCAAAGGACGGUCUGAAAAACCAGCUGAUGCUAACUAUUUAGUAUCAUGUUUUGUGCCAUAUUAUUCAGAAAAAGGAAGCUUGUGGCGUGUGAUUGAAGAGGAAAUGAUUGACUUCUUUCAAGAUGUGUUAAUGAGUAUGGAAGACCAGAAUGUAACAGGCUAUAUAGAAGAUCUGACAUGGAAUGAUGGAGAAGAUAGUCUUGGUAACAUGCAAGACAACAUGGAAAGGAUCACUUCCCUGUCUGCAGAUCUAACACCAUCAGGAGUUCUGGGGUGGCUCACCGGACAAAAACAUGUCCCUAUUAAUGGAGAAAAGUUAAGAAUCGGAGUUCAUUUUGAUCAUGAUUGUAUGGCACGUAAUACCAUGCAUAAAAUCUGUUUCCCAAUCGUAGGAUCAUGUGGCAGAGACAUUACAUUACCAGUUGAGCAUAUGAAAACAAGUGAAGAUUUCAAGCACGUUUUCAUGAUUGCCUACUGUAAGGGUCAGAGUUUUGGGAAAAAAUGAAACUUGUCAUUCUAAAUCAGUAACACCUUAUCAGUGUUAUCAGAUUAUUAUGGAAUGGUUACUUUUUUGUUUGAUUCACCCCAAUGGCAACUUUUAAUUUUACUUCUUUCAAAAUUAUGUACUUACCAAAUGCUUGUUAGUGAGGAAACAUUUACU
Molecule: messenger RNA, 1316 nt
Organism: Xenia sp. Carnegie-2017
Lineage: Eukaryota; Metazoa; Cnidaria; Anthozoa; Malacalcyonacea; Xeniidae
Exons: 1
Coding region: 126-1160 (344 amino acids)
Molecular function (GO): ubiquitin-protein transferase activity
Source: RefSeq, a predicted model, not a curated record